Messenger RNA from Ipomoea nil (Japanese morning glory), 3783 nucleotides. Its product is annotated as peroxisome biogenesis protein 1. The record is from RefSeq and is a predicted model, not a curated record. NCBI's taxonomy places the organism in Eukaryota, Viridiplantae, Streptophyta, Magnoliopsida, Solanales, Convolvulaceae. Gene Ontology annotation, biological process: protein import into peroxisome matrix. Gene Ontology annotation, cellular component: peroxisome; cytosol; peroxisomal membrane. Gene Ontology annotation, molecular function: ATP binding; ATP hydrolysis activity. The coding region runs from base 105 to 3506 and encodes 1133 amino acids. The transcript has 17 exons.
UCUAAGUCAAUCGAGAAGUAAAGGGAUCACGUCCUCGGGAUUGUCAAAUAUCUAUGACUCCCUGAUACAAGCAUACCGCCGAGCAACUGCAAAGAUAGAGUGGAAUGGAGUUUGACGUGAGAGUAGCCGCCGGAAUCGAGAGCUGCUUCGUUUCGCUUCCGAUUACUUUUAUAAAUACCUUAGCGUCCACCGCCGGCUCCGGCUACCUUCCUCCGAUUCUUGCUCUCCAGCUCCGCUCUUCCCACAACAACCUCUGGCACGUCGCUUGGUCGGGCUCAGCCUCUUCCCCUCCUUCAGCUUCCUCUAUCCAGAUUGCUCAGCAAUAUGCGGAGUGUAUCGGGUUGUCGGACGGGACGGUUGUUGAAGUUCGAGUUGUUUCCAAUUUGCCGAAGGCGAGUAUGGUUACCAUAGAGCCGGACACUGAGGAUGAUUGGGAGGUUAUGGAGCUUAAUUCCGAGCUUGCAGAGCAAGCUAUUCUAAAGCAGCUCAGUAUUGUCUAUGAAGGAAUGAGAUUCCCUUUGUGGCUACAUGGGCAAAGUGUUAUAAAAUUUUUUGUUUCCUCUACCUCUCCAAAGACACCGGUAGUACAACUUGUCCCAGGAAGUGAAGUUGCAAUUGCCCCAAAGAGACGGAAAAGAAAUUUGAGUUCUGAAGAAGAGUCAUCAAUAGCUUCUGAUGAGAUUUCCAUCACAAAGGCACUACUGAGAGUCCAAGAUCCAGCUGAGCAAUGUAUUCACAAAUAUGAAGGCUGUGGUGAUGAGAUGGAAGUGACUCUUACUUCUGCUAUCUUGAUUCAUCCAGAGACAGCUAAUCUGUAUUCUUUUCAUUCUCUUGAGGUGGUGGUAAUAAUGGCCAGAUCACUACCCAAAGAGAGCAAAACGGGUAAUCAAACAGAUAAAGAAAAAACCAGUGCAAAACCAAAGGAAGUAGAUGGUGGAGUGCAUAGUUACAAUGAGGAUGACAAUGAAGCUGUAGUUCGUGUAUUAUUUUCAAAAUCAGUUGCUAAAGGACAUGUUAUGCUUCCAUUGCCUCUUCGACUUUAUUUGAGAGCAUCAGUACACUCAUGGGUAUUUGUGAAGAUAUCCAACUUUAACUUACAGAAAGAGAUCCCUUUUGUCUCAAUUUCACCCUGCCAAUUUAAAAUGAUUGAGGAGGAUGGGGAUUUUGGAAGCAAUGAAGCUGAAGUUUUGGCCAACAGGAAGAACCACAAAGUGAGGACCAACUCACACACUAACAUGGGUGUGAUUGAUUGGUCAGUACAUGAGAAAAUAGCUAUGAGUUAUUCUUAUGAAUCUCCAAGCAACAAGAACAAGGAAACCAAGUACAAGAAUAUGAAGGGAAUAACUAAUGUCCUUCGUGCAUGGUUUCUGGCUCAAAUUGAUGCUACUACAUCACUGGCAGGGUUAGGAGUCAAUUCAUUGAUUUUAGGGAAUAAAACAUUACUUCACAUAAAAGUUCCUGGCAAUAGAUUGAUAAAACAUGGAAAAGUACAAACACAAAAUUCUGUUCCUUUGGGAAGCAAAGAUGGAAUUGGAGAGCAAUCAGUAGAUCUCUUUUAUGUUUUGUCUAUUAUUGACAAAUCUGCACCUGCUGAAAAGGCUGUUGCAUAUCAACUUGUAUUUGAUGAAGGAAAUGACAUCUCUACUACUAUGAGACACAGACACAUGGAAGUGUUACUUGGAAAGUUGCAAUUGAGUGAUGGGUUCUCUUUUCAGACUACUGCUGAGAGUUUAUCAGCAAAAGACCCCAAUAUGACAGUUUCAUCAUUGAAUUGGAUGGGUACUGCUGCCUCUGAUGUGAUUACCAGAUUGACAGUUUUAUUAUCUCCUACUUCUGGGAUGCUGUUUAGUACAUAUGAUCUUCCUCUGCCAGGACAUAUUCUAAUUCAUGGUCCUCCUGGUUGUGGGAAGACGCUAUUAGCUACCGUAGCUGCAAAAGUUCUUGAAGAAAAUGAAGAAAUCCUGGCACACAUAGUUUGUGUGUCUUGUUCUAAACUUGCUUUGGAGAAACCCUCUUCCCUUCGUCAAGCCUUAAUAAGAUACAUAUCAGAAGCCGUGGAACAUGCUCCAUCAAUCAUAAUAUUUGAUGAUCUUGACAGCAUUAUUGCAUCCUCCUCUGAAUCAGAUGGUUCUCAACCUUCAUCCUCAUCCACUGCCCUUGUACAAUUCUUUGCUGAUAUCAUGGAUGAAUAUGAGGAAAAGCGAGCAAACACAUGUGGAAUUGGGCCUGUUGCAUUUGUAGCUUCCGUGCAGACCUUGACUAGUAUCCCACAAACAUUGAGCUCUUCUGGGAGAUUCGAUUUUCACAUCAAACUUCUGGCUCCUGCUGCAACAGAACGUGAGGCCUUACUGAGACAUGAAAUUAAUAAGCGUUCUUUACAAUGUUCCCAUGAUGUCUUGACGGAUGUAGCUUCCAAAUGUGAUGGAUAUGAUGCAUAUGAUCUGGAAAUACUGGUUGAUAGAUCUAUUCAUGCUGCUGUCAGUCGUAUUUUAUCCAGUUCAUCAUGUUUAAGCGACAAAGAAAGACCUACUCUAAUUAAGGAUGAUUUUACUCAUGCAAUGCAUGAAUUCCUUCCAGUUGCAAUGCGUGAUAUUACUAAACCUUCUUCAGAUGGUGGACGCACUGGUUGGGAGGAUGUUGGGGGUCUUAAUGACAUCUGCAAUGCUAUAAAAGAGAUGAUUGAGUUACCUUCGAAGUUUCCAAAUAUCUUUUCACAAGCUCCAUUAAGGAUGCGGUCCAAUGUCCUAUUGUAUGGUCCCCCUGGUUGUGGCAAGACACACAUUGUUGGUGCUGCUGCUGCUGCAUGUUCCCUACGGUUUAUCUCAGUCAAAGGCCCUGAACUGCUGAAUAAGUACAUUGGUGCUUCUGAGCAAGCUGUUCGCGAUAUAUUUUCUAAAGCAGCUUUAGCAGCACCAUGCCUUCUGUUUUUUGAUGAAUUUGAUUCUAUUGCACCCAAGAGGGGGCAUGAUAACACUGGUGUGACAGAUAGAGUAGUAAAUCAAUUUCUAACAGAAUUGGAUGGUGUUGAAGUCUUGACUGGUGUUUUUGUUUUUGCUGCAACAAGUAGACCUGAUUUGCUUGAUGCUGCUCUCCUACGGCCUGGGAGAUUGGAUCGUCUGUUGUUUUGUGAUUUUCCUUCACCACGUGAGAGGUUGGACAUUCUUAGAGUUCUUUCAAGAAAGUUACCACUUGAAAGUAACGUGAACUUGGAAGCGAUAGCACAUAUAACCGAAGGGUUGAGUGGAGCUGAUCUGCAAGCGCUUCUUUCUGAUGCACAGCUUGAAGCCGUACAUGACAUCCUGAACGGUGAAAAUGGUGAGCAGUCUGGCAAGAUGCCUGUGAUUACCGACACUCUUUUGAAACGCAUUGCGUCCGUGGCAAAGCCCUCGGUUUCAGAAAACGAAAAGCGGCGCUUAUACGACAUCUACAGCCAGUUUUUGGAUUCAAAAAGAUCAGUUGCUUCCCAGUCUAGAGACGCAAAAGGCAAGAGAGCCACCCUCGCUUGAGCUUGAGGAUCAGUUACAGCAAAUGAAUUUGAAAACCCAAAUUCUCAGUUCAACAUCUUCUUCUUGUCACGGUAUGGAUGUAUCAAACUCUUUUUUUCUCCGCUACCAACAAUUUUUCUGCUUAAUUAACAUAGUUACUCGAUAUCUAUCUUAGGUUAAAAUGUUUGGUAGAUUUUUCCUUAUAAUUUUGGUUACUUUAAUGUCAAUAUUUACUAAUUCUAUUCAAAUACUUGGUUGAUUUGAGGACUAAAAAGAAAGAAUGAACAUUUAAAUGGCC